Messenger RNA from Nilaparvata lugens (brown planthopper), 3112 nucleotides. It is a transcript of the gene GTPBP1, whose product is annotated as GTP-binding protein 1. The record is from RefSeq and is a predicted model, not a curated record. Bases 307 to 2292 code for a protein of 661 amino acids. Lineage: Eukaryota; Metazoa; Arthropoda; Insecta; Hemiptera; Delphacidae. Gene Ontology annotation, molecular function: translation elongation factor activity; GTP binding; GTPase activity. Gene Ontology annotation, biological process: translational elongation. The transcript has 12 exons.
AAAUGGAUGUGAGAGUUCAGCAGACAAUUGAUUUCGGUUUCAUAUGGUAAAGUUAAAAAUUAUUUAUUUACUUAUUGAGAAUUGAUUUAAUUCAUUUUAACUGUGUAUUUGCUGCUUUAAAUAUUUGGUAUGUUGUCAAAGUUUCAAUUUUAAUGCGUGACAUUGAAUUAUCCUCUGUAUCUAUGUUGAAGGUCUUAUAAUCAAUUGAUAACGAACGGUUUGGUGUUAAGCUAUGAGGAAUUGUAUUGAAGAGUAAAGACUAUCGGCUUUAUCAGGAGUUUAUAAUCAUUUAAAUUUGUGAAGAUCAUGGCUAGUUUUGUUGAUCAAUCACCUAAAAAAUCUCCAUUAUCUCCUUCCAAGAUAUUUGUAGCCAAUAUUGACUCUCCAGCCAGUACUGAGGAUUAUUCAAGCAUCAGAGGAAAGAAUUGUUUAGUGAGCCCGUCCGAGGAGCAAUAUGAUUUGCUGCAAAGGAGAAUGAAACAGAGAUUAGAGGAUGGAAGAGGAGAAACCAUAUUUGAUGUGGGCGCUGGUGAUGAUGAUGGCGAGAGCGGAUUGAAGGAGGAUGAAUAUGAAGCUUCGGUAGCCACUCUGCAGUCACUGGCCACAACACUGGAGGCCGACUGUGUGCUGUUGAGGCAGCGGAAGGUCGACCACGGCUUGAUAGGCCAAUACUUGGUCAGGAGGCGAGUUGUGCAACAAGAUUUCUUGGAAAUCAGGGUUGCAGUAGUUGGUAACGUGGAUGCAGGAAAGUCAACUCUGCUUGGAGUGCUGACUCACGGAGAGUUGGACAAUGGCAGGGGACAUGCCAGGCAAAAACUGUUCAGACACAAACACGAAAUGGAAUCUGGAAGAACAAGUUCUGUAGGAAAUGACAUCCUCGGAUUUGAUAGCGUUGGUAACGUUGUCAAUAAGCCUGAACAUGGGUCACUGGACUGGGUGAAAAUUUGCGAGAAAUCGUCGAAAGUAAUAACGUUCAUAGAUUUAGCCGGCCACGAGCGUUAUCUGAAAACAACAGUAUUUGGAAUGACUGGACAUGCGCCAGACUUCGGCAUGCUAAUGAUUGGAGCCAAUGCGGGUGUAGUUGGAAUGACCAAAGAACAUCUGGGGUUAGCGUUGGCACUGUCAGUUCCAGUAUUCGUGGUGGUCACCAAAAUAGACAUGUGCCCUCCGAACGUGCUGCAAGACACUCUGCGUCUGCUCACAAGGAUAUUGAAAUCGCAUGGCUGUCGCAAAGUUCCUGUCAUGGUUAAAACCAAGGACGAUGUCGUUAUUAGCGCUACCAAUUUUGUCUCCGAAAGGUUAUGUCCGAUAUUUCAAGUGUCCAACGUGAAUGGUGAAAAUCUAGAUCUGUUGAAAAUGUUUCUGAACUUGUUAACGACGCGGAUGGCUUCCAGCGACAAUGAGCCUGCCGAAUUCCAAAUCGAUGACACCUACUCUGUUCCGGGUGUAGGGACCGUAGUUUCGGGCACGACACUGAAGGGCGUGAUCAGAUUAAACGAUAUGUUGAUGCUGGGUCCAGACCCGCUCGGCCAUUUUGUGCCCAUUGCCGUCAAAAGUAUACAUCGGAAACGAAUGGCAGUCAGGGAGGUGCGAGGAGGACAGACGGCGUCUUUUGCAUUAAAAAAGAUCAAGCGAUCACAGAUCAGAAAAGGCAUGGUGAUGGUCUCUCCAUCGUUAAACCCGACUGCAUGCUGGGAGUUUGAAGGCGAAAUUCUUGUACUGCAUCAUCCAACCACUAUUAGUACGCGCUAUCAAGCAAUGGUGCAUUGUGGCAGUAUCAGACAAACAGCGUCGAUCCUGACGAUGUCAGAGGAGUGCCUGCGCACAGGCGACAAGGCGGUGGUGCACUUCCGCUUCAUCAAGCAUCCCGAGUACCUGAAGGCCAACCAGCGCAUGGUGUUCCGCGAGGGGCGCACCAAGGCCGUCGGUAACGUGUUGCGCAUUCUGCACGCGGCGCCGGGCGCGCAGACGGCGCGCAUCAAGCCGAACAAGAUGCUGCCCAGCAUCAGCAACUCGCAGAACUCGGCACCGCCCACUCAGGGCCAGGGCUCAGUAUCGUCGACCGCCAACAACGGCUUGGAGUCGGUGUACGAUGUGAACGGAGUUGGCGCCGCCGAUAAGCGGGAGCAGCGAGGGUCGGGAGGCGGCGGCCAAGGGGGUGGCACGGCCAAGAAGAGCCGCGGGAGGCGGGGCGGCAGGGGAAGGUCGGGAGGCGGCGCCGCUCCCAAGCCGCUCGCAGAGAUGAACCAGAAUGCUGCCGCCCCCACCACGCGAACCGCCACCAAAGUCUAGAGUCAAAAGCUGCAAGUUGAGGAAGUGAUUCUAUCAAAGAUGGUGUCUGGAUUUACUGGAAGUAUCAUUUGUCUAUGGUUGAUGUAAGUCUUUGGACGAUGAUGUUAAAAGAUGAAGAAAAUAAAGGCGGAAGCGAUUCUAUCAAAGAUGGUGUCUGUUAAAAGACGAACAGGAUUUGCUACAAGUAUCAUCUAUCUAUGGUUGAUGUAAGUCUUUGGACGAUGAUGUUGAAAAUAAUCAUUGUCAUCGGUUGUUAUAAUUCUUUAGCUGGUAAUGUUAGAAGAUGAAGAAAAUAACUUUCUGUUGAAACUAUCAGUACUAUUUAAAAAUAUCAUCAAUCAUUCAUGUUUUUCUCAUUGCGCUCAUCUUGAAAGACAAAGGUUUUGUUGUUUUGUAUGUGUAUAUUUUUUAAUAUGAAUCCACUUGGAGUAAUAACGUGCAAUUAGUAGUACUAUCUAAGAAUCUAUCUAAUAAUUUUCAAAUGGGGAGCUCUAAUAAUCAUUUUUUCUGUUGCGGUUUGUGCUGAAACAUAACAUUAAUCAUAAUAAAAUAUGAUUCAUCAGUUGGUUGAUAUUUUUUUAAAUUCUUCGAAUAACAAUACACUAAAAUGAAUAACGUACCGGUAUAUCAACAGUACGAUAAGUGUUUGAAAUCAUGUAUCAUACUCAUGUGUGAAUGAGCCAAACCAUACAUUUGUAUUAUCCUUUGUGGGUACGAAUUUGUAAACGCAUUAUUUGGUAAUCUAAGUGUUCUUGUUUCUAUGCUAUAAACUUACGUAUCAUCUAUGUAACUUAAAUGUGACAAGUAAAGAGCAUAAAAU